UCUGAGCAUUAUAAAUAAGCUAUGCUAAUUAACAGGGCAUAGUAAUUAAUCUUCUUGCUAACUCUACGGAAGAUGGAAGCAAUUUUGUAUUACUAUUUAUCAUUAGUAAUAGUUAUUUCAUAUAAUACUAUUGCUGCGGAAAAUUAUGAAAACACUGAUAAUGAAUUCUCAAACGAGACAAUCUACAAAGCUUACCAAACGGGUGUCGACUUCGGAAUAAUAAACAAGGAAAAAUAUCCCUUCCUUACAUUUGAAAGCGACGAGAGAAAUAUCUUCAGAGUUCUGUUCAGGGAAUAUACUUCAUUAAAUGUCAGUGAGCCUAUUAAUUACGAGGUGUGGCUCAUUAUGAACAACUUUGGCAUCCUACCCGAUACCCAGGAGUCUUUGUUUGAAAGGAAAAUAGCAAAGCGAAGCACCGCCGAUAACAAACGCCGCUUUGUCAAUACCGUCAGAAAAGGGGACAUACUAAUAACUGGAAGAGGUGUCGGUGGUUUGAUAGGUCACGCGGCUAUAAUGACUACAGACUAUUGGGUACUCGAAAUGCCUGGUGGCAGAGGUUGGCAGAAUGGUAUAAAGGAUAACAAUAGGCAGAUAAGUAAGCAUGCGUGGUUCGAUGUACACAGUUCGGAUUGGACCACCGUAUAUCGCAACAAAGAUGCCAGUGUCGCCCACGCCGCAGCAGUUUGGGCGGAUCACAAUUAUUAUAAUCCCACAGGCGGAGCUAAGAAAACUAUUCAUGUCACUUAUAAAAUAACGACAGAUAUAAGAUCAAAAAACCCGAGUUAUUGUUCCAAACUAGUUAUCCAGGCGUAUUAUUUUGGAACCGGGAAGAAAAAAGUUAUUUCAAAUUUUAAGAACGGAAUUAUUAUUCCAACAAAUAUUCCUAUAUACUUUAUGCAUCCAUAUACAUUAGUAAAUAAGGGAAGAUAUUAGUAAUUUUCACGUGACAAUCAAAUAUAUAUACUGAUUACUGUAUUUCAAAGUCAUAGUUUUUUAAAUUAUUGAUUGAUGAUGAUGACAUCAUUUAUAAUAUAAUAUAAUUGAUAAAUUAGCGAUUAUUUCUAUUAAAGAGGUUUUAUUUUAAUGUCUAGUACCAAAGACAAUAUUCAGCAUUGAUUAUUUAUUAUGCUAUACCUACGUACACAAAUAGGUUCUAUUCUAAUAUAACACAUUUGUUAAAUACCCGCUACAAGUUUUAUUUGAUGCAUUUUUGCAAUGAAA
Molecule: messenger RNA, 1221 nt
Organism: Pieris rapae (cabbage white)
Lineage: Eukaryota; Metazoa; Arthropoda; Insecta; Lepidoptera; Pieridae
Exons: 2
Coding region: 73-933 (286 amino acids)
Source: RefSeq, a predicted model, not a curated record